AUGCCUAGCACGCACGGCUUCGAGUUCUUGGUUGAAGGUGCUGACGGUGUGCCCUUUGCCACGUAUGAUACUAGACCUUUGGGCCGGCGGAUCAUCACCACCAAGAUUCAAGCCAAAACCGGCGUGAGAUUCAACAUUCGAGUCAGACCGCACCUUCCAUUCCCUGAAGCGAACGAUGCAUCUCCCGACGAAGGCAGGUACAACAUGAGACCCUCCACGCGACCGGCUCAAGUGGCAGGUGAAGGAGACGCCAAACCAUCGAGGGCAGCUGCGAAGCCAGAAGAUGAGUUCCAUUAUGUCGCUUUUGUGUAUUUGGACGGCAAAAAGAAAGCCGAGAGCACCUGUAAUCUCGUCGUGGAUCCUAAGGACAGUAGGUAUCAUGAAGAGGGAUACCUAAUGGUGGGCCGAUUCUCUCUGGCGGAUGAUUCUGCGACUCAGAAUAGGUCGGACCAGGACUUGGAGGCAAGCAUGUCGGUCUCUCCGUGGGUGUUUUCAGAGAGGGGAAUCGAUGUUCUGAUGGGUCGCAUGGACAUCUCCCGAGCCGAUCCUGAUAUUCCGUCAACGGCAAUGGAGCGGGACUUGGUUGACCUGACCCAAGCAAUGGGUAACGACAACUUACGUGGAGGCGCCAAUGCCAAGCGAGGACAGAUUGAAAUUAAGAUUGUUAGAGUCGUGCCUGAUGGCGAAAUACGCCCGAAUCAAUACUGGAAGCGAGACGAAGAGGAAACUCCUAAGAAUAACGACGACAGAACACACGAUGUCAUCAUCGAUAAGGAUCAAGAGCACCGCAUCAGCAUGAUCAGCACCAAAUACCGCCGAUACCGACCAGACGAGGCAUUCCUAUGCAAAGCCAUCUUCCAAUACAUGGACAUUGCCAAACUUGUAAGCCUUGGGCUAUGCAAUGUAAAAGGGGAGGCGAUCGAUCGUCGUCAGAAGAACGCCAUCGGCAGUCCACUGUCAAUCUUGCCCAGCGGUCGUGGCCCACAACGCGGUCAAUUGAAGCGCUUGAUAAGUCUUAAACGAGAGCAGGGUGAGCACGGCGGUCUGGAGAUGGCUAAGUCCUUGUCAAGCAAUGACGAAGAAUCAGCUUCUGACACCACGAGCGACUCUGAUGUGCCUCGGCGAAAGCGUCGUGCAGGAAUUAGAGGACGCAAGGCAAUGGCGUUGAAGGAAAAGAAGACACUUCAGGAGCGAGAGACGGCGACACUGAAUCCAUCCACCAGCAACCUCAGUUUGGUGCCGAACAAACAAGAUUCAGGAACCGAGGAAGCCAAUGCCCACUUGCAGCUGGUCCAAGCAGAUAUUGGAGGGGAUCAUGUCGAAGCACAAGGAGUGGAAUAG
Molecule: messenger RNA, 1341 nt
Organism: Fonsecaea erecta
Lineage: Eukaryota; Fungi; Ascomycota; Eurotiomycetes; Chaetothyriales; Herpotrichiellaceae
Exons: 1
Coding region: 1-1341 (446 amino acids)
Source: RefSeq, a predicted model, not a curated record